UAUCCGGUACGCAGGUUACGUGUUGUUUUAUCGAGAUAUUACUUUGAUGAAGUUAGGUUGGACUAGACCAACAAUCAGUUUGACAAUUGACAGGUCAUUCUACCAACCAGACUGUGCAUGCAUGGAAACAACUUGGAUAUCUUAUUUUAGUGUUGCUUUAAAUUCCAUUACUUUUGAAUUGGACUAAUCAAUUACUAAGACCAGGAUGGAUUUUUGGUCUCUGUAUCUCUUGAUAUUAGUCUCUGUGAUAAGUCUUUCAUCAAGCAAAGCACAGGAAGGAAGAUGCACAAAGAGAAUCAGUCGAGUCGUCUUUUACACCGAGACCUUCUCCAAAUCAUCUACACAGAAAUACUACGAGAAAUGCGGCUUCCUAAACCUUUUUAAUUGUGCUCGAUACAGAACUGUGUAUUCUGUGGGUUCAAGGCGGCUCAGCAGAGUUGGUUAUACUACUGGUUACGAAUGCUGCCCUGGUUGGAUAACAGAAGGAUCGAAUUGUUUACCAACUCAACCACCGACUACGAAAGCAGUUACAACUACUGCCAUACCGAUCGCGACGGAAGCGACGACGAUCACCACUAUCAACAGUAACACACCCACCACCACGACACCACCGUCAUCUUCACCACUUCUUACAACUAAUCGUAACAACGGCGACACUCAGCGACACGCUCGUUCCCGUACACCGACCACCGACUCUCCGAGCAACAGCAUCGAAACCUCAACCGAAUUCGUUGGAGGGCCACGAGGUUCGACCAGCCUGCUGUCGAAUAGGUCGAUGAUGAUGGGUAUUUCCGUGGUCGCUGUAAUCGUGUUCUUGGCGAUGUCGAUUGGCGGGGUCGUCUGCGGCGUCAGGAGGCUGUGCCCGAAGAAGAAGCCCGCUGAAAGGAGUGAGAGUGAGCUUCCAACGAGCAGAGAAACUGAAGCCUCCAGGGUGAUGAAUGGUACAGUUCCAAGUGCAAGUAAAGAUGUUGGGGCUCGGCCAAAACUCAAACAAAAGAUGAAGGGUCACAAGGGUAAACUGACAGCCGCUUCAAAUCCUGGAUAUGACCUCAUGGACCCUGAUAAUUUUACACAGGAAAGUUCUUACGAAGCUAUCGACCCCGAAGAAGGACCCCUGAAACCUCACAAAUAUCAAACUGACGCAAAAGGAUUUGAGCGAGUAAGGAUGUCCGAUUUGACGCAUUCGCGUGCGACACGCCUGCAAACUAGCCCAGAGAAGGGCCGACGCCCAAGUGCACCACCCGCGGUUAUUGACAACGACUAUACAACCUUUACAGACGAAAUCAGAACGCCUCCUGAACCAGCUCCUAGGAAUCCACCUUCUGAUAAUCUUAAGAUGGAUGAAUCUAAAAUCGAAAAAAGAAAACCCCUUCCUAAGCCCAAGCCUUUACCGAAAGCCAGGAGAAAUCUGCAGCCUGGUUCAGGUUCGUUAAACACAAGUGCACCGCCCUCUGCGUCAAACCAUCUGAUUGCACCUUCUACGGUAACGGCACAAUACCUGGACAUGUCAAAGGGACAGUCUCCCUCAUUUGCAAAUGCAGAACUAAGCAGCUGUGAGAAGGAAAGUUCAUCACCAAGGAAGCAAGGUAUAAUAAAGUUUCCUUCCUUUGAAGAAAGUCGUAAAGCCUCCGUUGAGGACUGUUCUGAGGGAUUCAAAACCAACAUGCCAAGACCCUCAAUCGGUAAUAUGAAUUUGUAUGACCAUGUUGGUGAAAGUAGGUCAGAGCCAUCAUCACGACGGGGCAGUGAUGCCAAGCAUGCCUUUCCAACGCAAGGAAUGUAUGUUCCCCCUGGAGAUCUAUCUCCCGCAGUUACAAAGAAGCUUACGCAUGCCGCCGAUGACAAAACGACUUGCACAUACGUGGUUGGGGAUCAGGUUCCAGGAGUUCCUCCUCGCUCCCCGCUAUUCAGUGACAGUUAUGACCUUGUGGGUAUAAAGGGAUGUAAUGACCUUGGGAUCGAACAUGACCCAGUCAAUGAACUCAGCCCCUAUGAUGUUGUUGUUACGCCAGAGAAUAGAAGAAAGAAGACCAAACCAGACAUCAUGAAAUCUGGUUAUGCUAUUCCUCGCCAAGAUAGCGGCGAUCAGGACAAUUAUUACGAAAACCAUAGGCGCUCGACGGCAUCAUUGCCGAAUAGCAACCGAAAACUCUCCCUCCCGGUCCAGCCGUACGGGGACGAAGACGUCUACGACUUCGUAGAAGUUAAAGACUCACAUUCGAUGACUACAGGUAGACCUCCUAAGGUUGCCCCGAAGAAACCAACCGUCACGACUGGUUUGGAGUCACAGACAACCAAAACAGCAAUUGAGAGGAGUCGCUCUGGUCCUUCUUUAUUCAGAUCCGCAGAAUUGGAUUCAAUGUACAUGAACACCUCUAGGUUUUGAAACUGUCAUUCCUCAAGGACUGCUAAGUCAUCCAGAAGCAUUCUAUGAUGUAGAUAUCAGAGGGGAUAUUAAGUGUGAGAGCCAGCAGGUCCCAUGGCGUGGAAGGGGUUAACCCAUGUCAUCAUGCCAUUGUAUGAAUAUAAUGAAAUCCAGAAAUAGAUACGAUGGAAUAUUCAUCGUGAAAGCUUACCGAGGCUAGUCAGGAAGGCCAUUCUUUGUUAAGCCAAAGUAGGUUGGUCAAAGUUAUCAUCCUUUUUUUCAUCCUGACUGCAUGGAUUGAUCUAGUGUACGGACAUCACCAAUGAUGCAUUGGUUCAUCCCACUUGAUCAACGACAGUGUACUAUUGAGGUCAUAUAUCUGAUAGGUCAUUGUUGCAAAGGUUUUCAAAUCAAUAUUUUCCCUGUGGUAUGAAUACCGACCUUGUCAACGAAAUCAUUUUAUCUAGUCUGCACAAAAAAGUGGAAUGCAUUUGUGUUAUUUACUCUCAGUAACCGUGGAAUCUAAAAUGCAUUUUUAAAGAGUAUUUAGAAAUGAAGAUGAAUUCUUCAUUAUCACACAAUCAAAUAAAAUUAGUGUUUAUUGCUAUUACACAUAAGGCAAAGCUACGAUAUGAUUUCCUUUGUUUUUCGUUUCCUUGGUUAGUUCAAUUUACAUAUUUUAAGAAAAUAUAUAUUUAUCUCUAAUUAAGAUCUAACAAAACGUUUGACUUGUGCUAUAUGGAAAUGCAAUCUUAUCAUUUAAAUUUUAUGAUAUGAUUUAGUUGAUAAAAACAAAACAUGUUAAGGGGUGGAAGACUUUGCAAAACUGUUACCUAGCACCUGAAUCUCGCAGCAUAUGAUACAUGAACUCAGUGUACUUUUAAAUCUAUAUUAUAAGUAAAGACCGGCUGGUACGGUGUUUGUAUAACUAAAUAUAAAGUACCUUAUAUCUUUCGAUUAAUGGUAAUGAGAUUUUUAACUCUAUUGUAAUCAUCGAGCGAGCAAUUAAUUUUCGCCCAGGCUUGCUCAAUAAUAAUGAUUAAUUUUACCGAGGCUCCAACGGGAUCGUACAAGUAUGAAAUAAUGUAUUGUGUGAUUAGGACAAUAUAAAGUGGUGUUGAGACAGAGGUAGAGACAGCCAGUUAAGAGAGAGAGAUGGGGGGGGGGGAGGGGUGAAGAGCGAGAAAAGAGAAAUGGGUUGUAUUAACAAUCAAGUUAUAUUAUUCAUCAAAUAAAGAUAAACACUUAAAUUGAAAAGCAAUACAGUACUGAGUAUAUACAUGAUAAUAGGGGCCACGCAUUUAGUUAGAACAAAAUGAAGGCAAGAAAACAGACUAUUACCAUGAUUACAAUGCAAAAAAGAGAUAUAUUACCAUAACCCUGCAUAAUGUACUAUAUUAUACAUUCCAUACCUAUUGUGUUGUACCGUUCAUAAUAGCAUGACUAUAAGUUUCAAGUUUAUUUAUUCAAAACCAAAAACAUCACAUCAUAAUAAAAAUAGAUGUACAUACAACGUAAAUGAGUACAUGAACAUACAUCAAUCAGACUAUAGCAUAUACGAAUUGGUUUUAGGACCCCUUUAAAAGCAAAGCUUGUGAGUAGGGCCCUGGAAUACUUAUGAUUAUUAACAUAAAACAUAGGAUAUACUAAUCUACAAGAUACAAAGGAGAGAAAAAAAAUGUAUAAUAAGGUUAAGAUGCUAAAAAUAGAAUGGAAAAAACUAUUACAAACACACAUAUAUACACAAACCCACACACACACAACCACAUCCACCCACACACACACAUGCUAAACAUAGAUUCUGAGUAGGUCAUCAACUUAAAUGCAAAUACAUUAACUUAAACACAUAUUGAAGGAAAAUAAUUAAAAUCUGUCAAGAAAAUAAGUUUUGGAUAAUCUUUGGAACAUGAAAAGAGUUUUACUAUUUUUUAUAUCAACAGGAAAAUUGUUCCACUCUUUAAUACAUGUUAUAUGAAAGGAGGUUAGAGUGACAUUAUUUUGUUCUCGCAAAUGGCUGACGAAUAAGAUCCUUUUGACGUGUAUUAUAAUUAUGUAUUUUUGAAUUCUGAAGAAAUAUUUUUUUUAAGGUAUAAAAAAGUAAAAGUACCAAAAUUUUGUAACAUGGCAACGGAAAACUUUUUUGCUUUUUUUAAAUUCAGUAUUAGAUCAGAAUGGAAAAGCAAACCAUGCAUAAAGUACUAUCGUACAGAUAUGAGGGGCAUUGGGAGCCAAGAAUAAAAAAAAUACAUAUAUACCGACCAAGAAAAAAAGGAGGAAAACUAAAGAAAAGGACGGGGAAAAUGGUGACACCUUGUGGUAUUAUUUUCUGAUCGUCUAUUACAAAAAUAGGAUUUUUGUAUCCAUAAUGUAAAAAAUGUACAUAUUCUUAAUCGCUUCGCAGCUUCUUAGAUUUGUUUAAACAUAAUAUAUGCCAGGUCUAGUCCCCUCAAUUAUUUUUUGGCUCAAUAUGCAAUUUAACGACAUAACACUGGUAUAAAUUACUUGAUAGUAGUUAGAUUAUCAACUUAAUUGCUGGCAAUUUGUUGAUAGGCAUGUAUACAUGAAUAUUAAAUAUGAAUGGACUUGUCUCAUAUUUGAUUUGCAUCGAUAAAAAGUUAAUUUUUAUUUCAUCGAUAAAAAGUUACUUUUGUUCCUUCGUCAAAAAUACAGACAUUUUUUGUAAUAAGAAAUUCAGAUUCUGUUUCUAUUUCGUACACACUAUUCAGGGGCCCGUUGCAGAAAGAGUUGCAAUCAA
Lytechinus variegatus (green sea urchin) is the source of this 5120-nucleotide messenger RNA. RefSeq lists its product as uncharacterized. The transcript is spliced from 7 exons. Bases 206 to 2386 code for a protein of 726 amino acids. Gene Ontology annotation, molecular function: protein binding. NCBI's taxonomy places the organism in Eukaryota, Metazoa, Echinodermata, Echinoidea, Temnopleuroida, Toxopneustidae. The record is from RefSeq and is a predicted model, not a curated record.